Messenger RNA from Stegodyphus dumicola, 1844 nucleotides. Its product is annotated as scm-like with four MBT domains protein 1. Gene Ontology annotation, biological process: negative regulation of DNA-templated transcription. The record is from RefSeq and is a predicted model, not a curated record. Gene Ontology annotation, cellular component: nucleus. Gene Ontology annotation, molecular function: chromatin binding; histone binding. NCBI's taxonomy places the organism in Eukaryota, Metazoa, Arthropoda, Arachnida, Araneae, Eresidae.
UUCUGAAAAAUCUACUUUUGUUAGAAAUCCAAAAAUGUGAAAAUGUAGUGCGUGAAUCUGAAAAGUAAGAGGUGUUUGCUUUCUUUGUUGACAAAUUCAGAUGUAAAAAGAUACAUCUAAUAUGCUGUAAGAAUAUGGAAACAUCAUCAAAAGGUACACCUGUUCAGGAUGGAUUGGAUCCAGAUUUCAUCUGGCAAGAGUAUCUCGAGGAGACAAAAUCUGUUGCUGCACCUCCUAUAGCAUUCACACAUGUAGAAUAUAGUUUAGAAAGUAGUUUCAAAGUGGGAAUGAAGUUAGAAAUUCUCAAUUCAGAGGAUAAAAAUUAUUACUGGCUUGCAACCGUUGUAAUGAUAUGCGGAGAACUAUUGUCAUUACGAUAUGCUGGCUAUGGCGAUGACAGAUCUGCGGACUUUUGGUUUGAUAUAAAAUCUGGCGGAUUUUACCCUGUUGGUUGGUGUGCGGCAAAUAAUAAAAAGUUAAGGCCACCUAAAGGUGUUCUGGAGAAGCAUCAGGAUAUUGAUUCCUUACUUCAUGAAGUGCUAAAUAAUGUUGAGAGCAUUCCUGCAUCACUUACUGAAGAUCUUGAUGCAGGUUUUAUGCCUAUAGAUCAAAUAAAAUGUGGAAUGAAGGUGGAAAUUGCAGAAGAGCUAAAUCCUCAAAAUGUUUGGAUUGCCACAAUCUUACAGAAUAUUGGUGGACGUUUAUUAUUAAGAUAUGAUGGUUGCAAAGAUUCAUCAUCAGAUAUGUGGUUGUUUUAUUUAUCUGAUCGUUUGUAUCCUGUUGGUUAUGCUCAAGAGAAUAGUUUACAGUAUUCUGCACCAGAUGCCUUUAAAGAAAUGUUAACAGAUGAAGAGUGGAAAAUGAUAUUAAAACAGUCCUUGCAAGAAGCAGCAGUGCUACCUUUUCCUUCACAUGUUUUGGAGCCCAAAUUACCUCUAGAAAAACAUGGAUUCAAAGAAGGCAUGAAACUGGAAGCUGUAAAUCCAAUUAACUGCACAGAUAUAUGCCCUGCAACAGUUUUGAGGGUUUUAAAUGAUUAUUAUUUUUUAGUUAUGAUUGAUGCUUAUGAAUGUGACGAGCAUAAAAAAAGUAUGAUAUGCUGCCAUUCUAAUUCUCAUACUAUAUUUCCUGUCAAGUGGGCAGAAGAAAAUGGCUUAGAUUUAAAAGUCCCUAAAGGUUUUGAAGUAACUACUAGCAAAUUUUCAUGGGAUCCUUAUUUGAAGUUUUGUAAUGCAAAUCCAGCACCAACUGAGAUGUUUGCUAUGAGCUCCAUGAAUAUGGGCUUUGAAACAGGCAUGAAGUUGGAGGCUGCAGACCCCCUUUCACCUGAUAACAUUAGAGUGGCUACAGUCGAAAGAAUUGUUGAUCCCCUGAUGUGGAUUCGUUUUGAUAGUGAAGAAUCUGAUGAAAGAAUUGUUAUUACUAGCAUCAAUUCAUUCGACAUAUAUCCAGUGGGUUGGUGUGCAACAAAUGGUUAUCCUCUUCAGACUCCAUUCUUCCAUAAAACUAAGCCAAAAUAUGCAUUAAAUGAACUAUCAGAAGAAGGAAAAACCAAGUCUAGUCAGUCUGAUGCAGGAACAGCAUCUCACAUAGAACAACAUUGUAAAUCCUGGUGUCCAAAAAUACAUUUUAAUCAUCGUUGUUUUACUGGACCCUUGCUCAGUAAAAGUCGUUUAGCUGAACUACCUCAAGCCAUCGGCCCUGGUCCAGUGCAUUUAGUCAUGAAAGAAGUAUUAACUCGGGUUGUCAGCAUAGCUUACAAACCUAGUCGUGUUCUUCAGAUUUUACAAAUCCAUGGGAAACCUUCUCAAGGCACACAGCAGCAAGUAAUUAAAGCUAAGUAA